AUGAUGCUGAUGCUGUCCGACAUGAUGGGGGAGAACGACGACGACAACAGCGAGCUGAGCGAACACGGGCGGUUCCUUACUAAGGGCGCCUUCCUUCUAACACCCUCGCACGACCUCACUUUAGACAAGGCGGCCAACAUUUGCGACAAACUGAACUUCAGGGGAAGCUUCAGCCUGACGAAGACGGCGACCGGCGUAUUGUUCAAAUUCUCGGAGCCAGAGGACUUUCAGCAAGUUUUCAGGAAGGGCUUUCACAAGGUGACAGGCGGACGCCUGUACAGGAAAGUGGCCAUACCCUGCAGACCCCAAAAGACCUUCUCUCUGUUGGUCCACGAAGUCCCUCACGAUCUACCCGAAGACGACAUCAGGGCUAGCCUCUACAGAUAUGGGGCGGUGUUUUUCCAGGUGGAAGUCACCAGACUCCAGAACAGAAUGGACCAGCCGCCCGGCUCCCCUCCCGCCAUUCGCAUCACCGUGGCCUCCCUCGACGAGUACAACAGCCUCCUCCAGCAAGGCCUCGACUUUUAUGGUGCCACGUACUUCCCCACGGAGCCGCUGAAGAAGGAACAGCUUAGAGGCAGUAAAGAAAAACUGCUGCCCGUUUUCGACUCGUCGGGAUUCUCCAGGAUACCGCCUCCCCCGACCAGGACCCUAAAACCCUUAAGAUCAUAAAGGGAAACAUCCACCACUAUCGGCCACUGGAUAUAAAUGCUCGAUAUAAAAAAAUAACACGUUUUUGUCAAUUCUGAACAAGAAUUUUUGAUGGUCGACACUUUUCACGUUUAAAAGCGAGUAUUAACAAUUAAUCAAUUGGAUUUUGGUCUGGCGGGAAUAACGGAUAUCGGAUUAUGGUUUUGAUUAGGGAAAUAUUUUUUUUAGAAAAAAUACUUGAAUACUUCAAUGGUUUUGUUGAAGUGUUAUGUUUUAUUAAUUUAUUUACAAGCACCUGUUUUUUUUUAAGAAGUUCUACUGUACUGUUACUGAAGAUUUUAAUCUAAUGUCUGCACAUGUUUAUGAAUA
Anoplophora glabripennis (Asian longhorned beetle) is the source of this 1020-nucleotide messenger RNA. RefSeq lists its product as uncharacterized. The record is from RefSeq and is a predicted model, not a curated record. The coding region runs from base 1 to 672 and encodes 223 amino acids. Lineage: Eukaryota; Metazoa; Arthropoda; Insecta; Coleoptera; Cerambycidae. The transcript has 4 exons.